Pungitius pungitius (ninespine stickleback) is the source of this 1850-nucleotide messenger RNA. RefSeq names its product DEAD (Asp-Glu-Ala-Asp) box polypeptide 59 (gene ddx59). Bases 129 to 1850 code for a protein of 573 amino acids. The record is from RefSeq and is a predicted model, not a curated record. Lineage: Eukaryota; Metazoa; Chordata; Actinopteri; Perciformes; Gasterosteidae. The transcript is spliced from 8 exons. Gene Ontology annotation, molecular function: RNA helicase activity; RNA binding; ATP binding.
UGCUGUUCUAGGAACGCUAUUUCCCAGCAUGCAAUAUAACAUUACGUCAUAAGUCUGCGUCGGAGUUUGUUUUGAACGGUUGGAAGGUAGCGCGUUGGAAGCUGCUGAAAGAAGGUUUGUCCAUCAAAAUGUUUAUGCCGAGAGCACUAAAGGUAAAGAGACCUUCCCAGGCCUCAGCUCACAUUUUGAAAAAGAAAAGCAAGCCAAGCGAGGGGGAGAGAGAAGACAAAAGUGAUUCGGCAACACCUGUUCAGAAGGAGGACCCACGUGAAGACACCAAACCACAGAAUGAGGCAAUACCAACAGUCGUAAACCCUGCAUGUUUGACGGAGAGUCCAUUGCAAGUUGAUGAAGAUAGCUCUGACUCAAAUGAUACAGAGGAAGAGGAGGAACCUGUGAAAUCAUUCAAAAAGAGCCAGAGAUGGCCGCAGCCAGGAGAGCCUGUCUGUGUAAUGUGUGGUCGCUAUGGGGAGUACAUUUGUGACAGCACUGACAAUGAUGUUUGCAGUCUUGAGUGCAAAGCCAAACAUUUGGUCCAAAUGGGGAUGGGGACGGGGGCGGAUGUGUUUAUCCGUAAGGACAUAGUUGGAGAUGAAAGGACUCAACUUCAACAGCAGGCAGUUGACAGCGGAGGGGGUGAAAGGGAGCCAGGCUAUUCCUACAAGGACGAUCAGUUCAUAGCAGGCCUAACCGAUGAGCAGGUCCAGAGGAUUAAACGGGAGCUGGGUAUUGAAACCCAGGGGGAAGAUGUGAGGAGACCCAUCAUUGAGUUUGAACACUGUGGCUUCCCUGCCACACUUGGUGGCAACCUGAAAAAGGCCGGCUAUGUGGCACCAACUCCGGUCCAGAUGCAGAUGGUCCCAGUUGGUCUCUGUGGAAGGGAUGUGAUCGUCAGCGCUGACACCGGCUCAGGGAAGACUGUGGCCUUCCUGCUGCCAGUGGUAGUGAGGGCAAUGGAGAAACUAGCCCAUGGUGGAAGUAGCCCCGUGGCUCUCGUCCUGACCCCCACCAGGGAGCUGGCCAUCCAGAUCGAGAGACAGGCCAAGGAGCUGGUGAUUGGCCUCCCCAACAUGCGAACCGCGCUGCUGGUGGGCGGCAUGCCACUUCCCCAACAACUCCACCGCCUUAAAAGCAACAUCAAAAUCAUCAUAGCCACCCCUGGGCGACUCCUUGACAUCCUGAAGCAGAAGGCAGUGCAGCUGGACAAAGUGAAGGUUGUGGUGGUGGAUGAGGUCGACACUAUGUUGAAGAUGGGCUUCCAGCACCAGGUGCUGGAGGUUUUGGAGCAAGUCCCUGAAGAACACCAAACUCUUCUGGCGUCGGCCACCAUCCCAAAAGGGACGGAGGAGCUUGCGGCCCGAUUGGUUUGCGACCCUGUCCGUAUCACUAUUGGAGAGAAGAACCAGCCCUGUGCCAACGUGAGGCAGAUCUUGCUGUGGUUGGAGGAACCCUCCAAGAAGAAGAAGCUGUUUGAGAUUCUCAAUGACAGUAAGCUGUACCAGCCUCCCGUGGUGGUUUUUGUAGACUGUAAACUUGGUGCUGAUUUACUGUGCGAGGCGGUCGUCAAGGUGACGGGCCUUAAAACUGUGGCAAUCCACUCUGACAAGACCCAGCGGGAACGCAACCGCAUCCUCAGGGGUCUUCUGGAAGGAGACUUUGAAGUGGUAAUCAGUACAGGUGUGCUGGGUAGAGGGUUGGACCUGGUGAACGUCCGGUUGGUGGUUAACUUUGACAUGCCAAACUCAAUGGAUGAGUACGUCCAUCAGGUUGAAUUCCGCCAAUCAGCGGUCAUCGGCGGAGACGGUUUGAAAUUGAGGCGGGCGAAGGCGGAAGAGAUGCUGGAACAAUAA